AUGGAAUUCCCUUCAAACACAAAAAUGUUUUUUCAAAAUUUAAAACAAUGUCCUAUUUGUUUGAGACAAUUCACACCAGAAAGAAUAAUAUACCAUGAAAAUAUUUGUAAAACUUCAGCAGAAAUUCAAAGAAGUUUAUUUGAUUCAACAUUGCAAAGAAUAAGCGGGACUGAAGUUGAAAAUAUGACAAAAAGAGAAAUUUUCAAAUCGAGACUUAAUGACACCGCAAAAUCAAUGAUUAUUUUUCAAAACGACGUUAAUCAGAUUGCAUUUGUAAAACAAUCUAAAACAAAGGGACCCACACAACUUUCAACAAAUUGGAGGGCGAAAGAUGUUGAAUUUUUAAAAAGAGUUAGAAAUGAUAAAAAACCAAUUGAAUCGAAAACAAAUAACUCACCAAUGAUUCCUAAAUUGGAGUGUGAAGAUUUCCUUCAGUGUCCACUCUGUUUGAGAACAUUUAAUACUCCUUCCUUUGACAGACAUAUUAAAGUUUGUGUAGAAGUACAAAAUAGAAAAAAAUCAAAACCAUCCGUCGGUUAUUCAAAAUCAGAUAAAAUUUCCCAGGAGGAAGUAUAA
This is a messenger RNA of Pediculus humanus corporis (human body louse), 576 nucleotides long. RefSeq lists its product as uncharacterized. The record is from RefSeq and is a predicted model, not a curated record. The transcript is spliced from 3 exons. The coding region runs from base 1 to 576 and encodes 191 amino acids. NCBI's taxonomy places the organism in Eukaryota, Metazoa, Arthropoda, Insecta, Psocodea, Pediculidae.